Molecule: messenger RNA, 1650 nt
Organism: Botrytis cinerea B05.10
Lineage: Eukaryota; Fungi; Ascomycota; Leotiomycetes; Helotiales; Sclerotiniaceae
Gene: Bcpme2
Product: Bcpme2
Exons: 2
Coding region: 481-1527 (348 amino acids)
Biological process (GO): cell wall modification
Molecular function (GO): pectinesterase activity
Source: RefSeq, a predicted model, not a curated record
GGAAUUUUAUCAUCCAUCACUCAUUGCACCAUGGUCUUCCCGCCAUGGCAAUUAUGUCGACAUGUAGUACAUGCGAACAUUCUGAUGAGAGUGCCUGGAAAGACGUGUGAGGGUUGAAUUUCAUCCUCCAAUUUCGGAGGUACGGUCGGUUCGGGCUGGUCACUGCUUGGAUACUCAUUUUAAGCAAUCUAUUCCACAGGUUAUCAACGGCGUCCGCUGCGCUACUGAUCAACAUAGUGGAGAAUUUUCCGUUGAGAGGGGGGGUUAUCCGACUUUCAUGCACCAAUCACCUUGCGAGAUGCAGGGGUAAUUUUCCGGGGCAAAUGUCAUUCAUUUCUCCUUGGCGCAGGUUGUGAUUCUAGUCUUUUGGUAAAAAUAUAAAUACAUGUUCUCCCUAAGGCUGAUCUCUUCAAUCGCCAUUUUCUAACCUUGAAUCAACGCAUCUUGAAGUCAAGCCUCCCCCAAAAGAUCUUUCCAAUCAUGCGUUCCUUUGCCCUCCUCUCCCUUACAGCUUCUUUGCUCGGAAGCGUCUCUGCCAGCCCUGCUUUAGUAAACCGCGCUGUUGCAUUCAACCGAACCGUUGCUCCCGCUGGUGCAAUUGUCGUUGACGAGACAUGUGAAAUUGCCGGCUCCUACACCACAUUCCAAGAGGGUAUCGAUGCAUUGUCCACCACCACCACCGAUGCUCAAUACAUCUUCGUAGCUCCUGGUACCUACUUCGAGCAAGUGUAUCUCCCACCACUCGCAUCGAACCUUACCAUCCAAGGUUAUACCACCGAUGCCCGCACCUACGAAAACAACGAAGCCACCCUCACCUACAACCUCGCCCUCAUCAACACCACCUCGGAUGAUUUAACCGCCACUUUCCGUGCCCACAACACCAACACCAAAGUGUACAACUUGAUCAUCGAGAACACAUUCGGUCACAUCAACUCCAAUGGACAGAACCUUGCUCUCUCCUCCUACGCCUCCAACGUGGGUUACUACGCCACCCAAUUCUGGGGUUACCAAGACACCGUUCUCGCCGAGGCCGGUUACCAGCUCUACGCCAAGUGCUUGAUCGUCGGAGCCAUUGAUUUCAUCUUCGGUGAGAAAGCUCUCGCCUGGUUCGAGAACAACGAUAUCCGUACCAUUGCCAACGGAGCUAUUACCGCAUCGGGUCGUACAAGCGCCGCUGUCGAUUCCUGGUAUGUGAUUAACAACUCCAACAUUGCCAAUCUCAACAGCAGUCUCACUCCAUACAACAACUAUCUCGGACGACCAUGGAGAGAUUACGCACGUGUUGUUUUCCAAAACAGUUAUUUGGGUGACAACAUCAAAGCGGCUGGAUGGCAAGAGUGGAGUACCUCGACUCCAAACACUGAUGGAGUUACUUUCGGAGAAUACAACAACUACGGACCCGGAAGCGUUCUCGAAGAAGGCCCCCGUGCAAACUUCAGCUCUCAAUUCACAGCUCCCGUUGACAUCACCACCGUCUUGGGUACAUCCUACACUAGCGAGUUCUACUACGAUGCUUCUUACAUGUAAAGAUGGAUCGAGUAUAAAUUUCUAGUACAUAAUUUUUAUUGGGGAGAGAGAGAAGGGAGAGGAAAUCUGUAAAUAUAAUAUCCGCUGUACAUAUGUAAUGAGAAUUGAACGGUCGAACUAUCA